Molecule: messenger RNA, 3332 nt
Organism: Xiphophorus couchianus (Monterrey platyfish)
Lineage: Eukaryota; Metazoa; Chordata; Actinopteri; Cyprinodontiformes; Poeciliidae
Product: gastrula zinc finger protein XlCGF57.1-like
Exons: 4
Coding region: 988-2700 (570 amino acids)
Biological process (GO): regulation of transcription by RNA polymerase II
Cellular component (GO): chromatin; PcG protein complex; transcription regulator complex
Molecular function (GO): RNA polymerase II cis-regulatory region sequence-specific DNA binding; DNA-binding transcription factor activity, RNA polymerase II-specific
Source: RefSeq, a predicted model, not a curated record
UACUUCCAGUGGUGAUAUAUAGUAUUUGUUUACUGUAUGUAAUGUCUCGUCCAGGUCAGAGGACAAAAAAUACAAAAGGUCUGAUUGUACCAUUCAUGAAUCUCUCUGGUACAUGUUGCUUGUAUUGUGUUCUUACUUGUAUCGGGUUGAGGGUCCAGAAAUGGUACUCAAGUAAAAGUAGUGUUAUCUUACAAUAAUGUUAUUCAAGUACAAGAAAAACAUAUCGUGUUACUCAACAAAAAUUUUCUCAAAAAGUUCUCAAAUACAACCAGUUACUGCCCAUCUGUGGUCAUGUUCUGUUGUUUUUAGACUUUUAAAUCAAUUUUCUUACUGUAGCAGUAAAGUUUCACUCUUAGUUGUAAAUAAAACCAUUUAGGUUACACAUUAUGUUUGAAACAGAAGCAAAAACAAACUAAACUCCCUCUGGAAAGUUUCCAGCUAGAGGCGGAACUCAAGGGGCGGUCACUGUUCCUGGUUGAACGCCGUUGAACGUACAUCCGGCGGAAGUAAAUAAUAUUGCGCUAGCAGCGUUAGCCUCUGUCUAUCGUGUUUUUUGCUGCUUGAGCUGAAUCUAUCAGUGUACUGGACUCUUGGGAAACAGGUGGAGAACCGAACCCGGUCAGGAAGAACGAGGUGGUUUAAUUGCUGGCGGUUCCGAUGAGCUAACGGAACCGAGAGGAGGAUCAAGGAUCUAGUUACUGCCGCGGAGGAAACAGAAGGGUCUUUUGUGUCCCUUAUAUGAAAGUAGGCUGACAGGAAAGGGGGAAGGAGAGGGAGGAAGACAUGCAGUAAAUGUCUCCGGUUCCGGGAAUGGAACCCGCGACAGCCGCGUCGAGGACUCAAGGCCUCCAAACGAUCCUGUUAACAAGAAGAACUUCCUGUGUCUGAACAUCAACUUCCUGUGUUUUAAAAUGAUCUAAGAAGGAAAAAUCCCAUCUCAGCUCUGAGAGACUCUACUGUUGACCCAAAGAUCCCAGAUGACCAGAGAUGAAUAAGGAACAGGAGGAACCAGAACCACAGCAGACGAGGGAGACCAAGAAGGAACCAGAAGCUCAACUCAGUGAGGAAGAAGAGGAUGAAGGGUUGCUUGUAGUGAAGCAGGAGAGCAGCAGCUCUGUGGUGAGCCCUGCUGACCUGGGAAAAGUCCAUAUGGAUCUGGAACCAGAGCAGACGAUGGAGAUGAAGGAGGAGCUGGAGGACAUCUGCUGCUAUCAGCAGGUUGUGGUGAAGGAGGAGACCGAAACCUUCAUGAUACCAGUCCAUGACACCAUGGACCCAGAACCAAACCAGAACCAGUUCUCUCCUGAAGCCCACAACGUAUUCAGAGCCCAGACAGACCAGAACCCACCUGAGAGAUGUUGGACGCCCAGGAGUCAUGAGGACAAUUCAAAGUCAAAGAGACGUAAGGCAGAUGUGUCCUGUGACGUGUGUGGUAAAAGUUUCAGGCAGCACAGGUACUUGAUUGCUCACCUGAGGACUCACACAGGUGAGAAGCCUUUUUCAUGUCAGUCUUGUGGGAAAAGUUUCCUCAGGCAGCCGGACCUGACUCUGCACAUGAAAACCCACACCGGCGAGAAGCCCUUCCAAUGUCCAGUGUGUGGUAAAGGUUUCAUCCAGAAAACCACCUUAAGUUACCACAUGAGAACGCACACAGGAGAGAGGCCAUACAGCUGUGAAUUUUGUGGAAAAUCCUUCAUACAGAGGAGUGAUUUGACUUGCCACCUUAGGACUCACACAGGUGAGAAACCGUAUCAGUGUGAGGUGUGUCAGAAAUCUUUUGGACACAGCAGUGACUUCACUCGUCACAGGAGGACACACAUGGCUGAGAAACCUUUCUCAUGUGUGACCUGUGGGAGAGCCUUUAACAAGCAGUCUAAGCUGAGUUGUCACCUGAGAGUUCACGCAGGCAGUAAGACGUAUUCCUGUGAGUCGUGUGAUAAAUCUUUCAGGCGGAGUUGUGACUUUGUGCGUCACCUGAGGACUCACACAGGAGAGAAACCAUUUAACUGUGAAUUGUGUGAUAAAUCUUUCAGACAAAAUGGUGACCUGACACGUCACAUGAGAACUCACACAGGUGAGAAGCCAUCUUCAUGUUCAGUGUGCGGUAAAAGCUUCAGUGAGUACAGCAGCAUGCUCAGACAUAUGAGGACUCACACUGGGGAGAAACCGUACAUCUGCAAAGUGUGCGGGAAGCUUUUCCGCUUCGGCGGGCAUUUGACCGUUCACUUGAGAACCCACACAGGUGAGAAGCCGUGUUGCUGUAACGUGUGUGGUAAAUCAUUCAGUGACUGCAGCAGCAUGUCCAGACACAUGAGGACUCACACUGGGGAGAAGUCGUAUGCUUGUGAAGUGUGUGAUAAGUCUUUCAGGCAGAGGAACGAUUUGGCCCGUCAUCAUAGAACUCACACAGGAGAGAAACCUUUCCAGUGUCUGGCUUGUGGUAAAGGUUUUGUCCAGAAAACAACCUUGAGGUAUCACAUGAUGACCCACACUGGAGAGAAGCCUUACCCCUGUCAGCUAUGCAGCAAAUCCUUCAGACAGAGAAACGAUCUGACCCGUCACCUUAGAACCCACACAGGAGAGAAACCAUAUAGCUGUGCAUUAUGCGACAAGCCUUUCAGACAGAGUAAUGACUUGGCUCGUCACAUGAAGACUCACACAGGUGAGGAUCUAAGCCGUGUGGUUGAUCAGUCAGAUUAAGGUGGACUGAUGUGUGAAGAACUGAACCUAGAGAUGAUCUGGAAACUUCAAGAUAAAGACCAUUUAUUAUUAUUAACAGCUGAAAGUCAGUAGUGCGCAGCAGCUACUGUCGUUAGCGUAGUUGUCCUUGGUUCAAUUCCUGGUCUCUGUUUCUUCUCCCUGUUUCUUGUCCACCAAUGGUUCAAUAACCAGAAUCAAAAUAUCUGUAGAAGAUUUGAAUUUAUGAACUUUCUCUUUCCACAACUGUCCUGAAAUUGUCUAAGUACAGCAUUUAUGAUUUCUAAUUUCUAUUUAGACGCUAGAUUAAUCUUUCUCCUGCCAGAUACAGUACUGUGGCUUAGUUUAAAAUCAUUCCAUUCUUUUAUAAAACUCCUUUAACAUCAAGAAGCUGUGGCCCAGGAGUUCAGAGAUGAGACUGAUCCACUUUAAUGUCUCAGAAUGAUAGUUUUUCUAACUGGUUAAGGUCAGGAAACCAGUGUGACCAGCAGCCAGUCUGGCCAGAGGCCGACUUUACUGGGCCGGGCUCCAUGUGUCUGAACAGGACCUUCUGAGGUUCAGGCUGCUGCAUUUGAUGUUUUUUCUGGUGUCUUCACUUUAUUAAUCCAUGAAUUAAAUAAGUGCUUAACAGAUAA